Leptosia nina is the source of this 417-nucleotide messenger RNA. The record is from the annotation of a GenBank genome assembly. NCBI's taxonomy places the organism in Eukaryota, Metazoa, Arthropoda, Insecta, Lepidoptera, Pieridae.
AUGUCCGAUUGUUUUGUAGAUUAUUACAAAAUCUUGGAUUGUGAGAGAACAUCUAACUACGAUGAACUCAAAAAGAAUUACCAGCGGCUCGCAUUAUUGUUUCACCCCGAUAAAAAGGACAGCAGUGCAGGUGACGAAAAGUUUCUAUUGAUACAAAAAGCAUGGUCGGUGCUAAGAGAUCCUGAAAGUCGUAAGCAAUACGACGCUUUACUAGUCUGUCAUGAACACUCAAACCUUUUAUUGUAUGAGACAAUUCCACUGUCUGAUAUGACUUUUGAUAUUGCUGAUGGUGCUUAUACAUACCCGUGUAGAUGUAGCGGCAUAUAUUUAUUGGAAACAUGUGAUGCUAUUCCACCUACUGUUGUGGUAGGUUGUAAUGAGUGUUCAUUUUCUAUACAAGUGAAUAUUCCUUGUUGA